Molecule: messenger RNA, 405 nt
Organism: Didymodactylos carnosus
Lineage: Eukaryota; Metazoa; Rotifera; Eurotatoria; Philodinida; Philodinidae
Source: the annotation of a GenBank genome assembly
AUGGGUGGUUGCUGUUCCUCAACGGAAUCAAUUGAUUUUGACUCCAUUACGCCUGUUGUUUUAAGAGCGCAUGGACCGAUGUAUAGUGGCACAACUGGAAGAGGAAAAUGUCAGACAUUGGGUGGUGCUGAGUUAGUCUUAACGGAAGAUUGCUUUUAUAGUCAAUUAUUUAUGGGAUGUUGCGGUGAUAACGGUCUACUUCGUAUACCAAUUUUAUCCAUUAUCGAUGUUCGUGAACAAGCAUGGUUUAAUGGAAAAUAUCGUGUCGAUCAUCCACAUAUGGUCAUUACUUACAUCACAGAAAAAAAAGUUGAAGCACAAGCAGGAUGGCAAAUGGACAACAACACGUAUACACAAUGGAAAACAGCCAUUGACGAAUUAAAACAAAAACUAGAUCAUGCAUAA